GGUUGGGGUUUCUUUGGGGAUAGUGAUAGUUAAUGUUGUCCCUAUAAAAGGAUGGUGCGUGUCGUCUUUCAUUUACCAACAAACAACUACUGCUUAGCUCUUAAUUCUCUGCUCCACCUCUUCUCUCUUUAAAAUUCUUCUUCCUUCACAAAUUCUUGAAAACACUUUUGUUGUUAUAACAUAAAUAUUGCCGGAAAAAUGGGACUAAGUUCAAACAGAGUUGAAGAUUUAUCAGGUCAUGCAUGCAAUGACUCCUUUGAAUUACCAAUAUCAAAUAAUGAGCCACUUGAAGUACACAGAGUUUGCUUGCCACCGCACAAAACAACCCUUCAAAAACUAAGGCAAAGGCUGUUGGAAGUGUUUUUCCCAGAUGAUCCACUUCACAAGUUCAAGAACCAAACAUGUUUGACGAAGUUUCUUUUGGGACUUCAGUUCUUUUUUCCGGUUUUUGAGUGGGGCCCUCAGUAUAAUCUUAAGCUACUAAGAGCUGAUAUUAUCUCUGGAUUCACCAUUGCCAGCCUUGCUAUCCCACAGGGAAUUAGCUAUGCUAAACUUGCUAAUCUGCCACCCAUUAUUGGUCUAUAUUCAAGCUUUGUGCCACCAUUGAUCUAUUCAGUUUUGGGCAGUUCAAGACACUUAGCAGUUGGUCCAGUCUCAAUUGCAUCACUUGUGAUGGGCACAAUGCUCAGUGAAGUUGUUUCUUACACUGAGGAACCACUUCUUUACCUUCAAUUGGCUUUUACAGCUACCCUUUUUGCUGGAUUGUUUCAGGCGUCGCUAGGGUUUUUCAGGUUGGGAUUUAUCAUUGAUUUUCUCUCGAAGGCGACUUUAGUAGGGUUCAUGGCUGGUGCAGCAGUCAUAGUUUCAAUGCAACAACUGAAAGGGUUGCUAGGAAUUAUCCACUUCACAAGCAAGAUGCAAAUAAUCCCUGUAUUAUCUUCCGUUUUCCAGCACAAAGAUGAAUGGUCUUGGCAAACCAUUGUUAUGGGCGUUUGUUUCCUCGCCUUCCUGUUAACAACAAGGCAAAUAAGCACCAGGAAUCCAAAAUUUUUCUGGCUUUCAGCAGCAUCUCCAUUGGCCUCAGUUAUUCUCUCAACUCUCAUAGUCGCGCUCCUUAAGUCGAAAGCUAAUGGGAUUCAGAUCAUCGGUCACUUGUCAAAGGGUCUAAAUCCGCCCUCAAUGAACAUGUUAUAUCUAAGUGGUCCUUAUCUGCCUCUUGCCAUCAAAACUGGCAUCGUAUCAGGAAUUUUAGCGCUCACAGAAGGGAUUGCAGUAGGAAGGACAUUUGCUGCUUUGAAGAAUUACCAAGUUGAUGGAAACAAAGAAAUGAUGGCGAUUGGACUAAUGAACAUGGCUGGCUGUUGUUCUUCCUGCUAUGUUACAACAGGAUCAUUUUCUCGAUCAGCAGUAAAUUACAAUGCUGGGGCACAAACGGUCGUUUCAAACAUAAUAAUGGCAACAGCCGUGUUAAUCACACUGUUGUUUCUAAUGCCACUAUUCUAUUACACCCCCAUUGUCAUCUUGGCAACAAUCAUCAUAACAGCAGUGACUGGUCUAAUUGAUUUUCAAGCUGCAUUCCGGCUAUGGAAAGUUGACAAGCUCGAUUUCAUGGCCUGUAUGUGUUCGUUUUUUGGUGUUCUUUUCAUUUCAGUGCCUCUCGGCCUAGCCAUUGCAGUUGGAGUUUCAGUUUUUAAGAUCCUCUUGCAUGUUACAAGGCCAAAUACUGGUGUCUUGGGAAAUAUACCUGGAACUCAAGUAUAUCAAAACUUGCACAGAUAUCGAACAGCUGUUAGAAUUCCUUCUUUCCUGAUCCUAGCUGUUGAAGCUCCUAUCUACUUUGCAAAUUCUACGUACUUACAAGAAAGUUUCAUUUACUUGGAAUCCAUUUGCAACUACAGGGUACUGAGAUGGAUUCGCGAAGAGGAAGAGAGGAUAGUAGCCAACAAGGAAACUGAAAUCAAAUGUGUAAUUAUCGACAUGACAGCUGUGUCGUCCAUAGACUCAAGUGGCAUCGACACAAUAUGUGAACUAAGAAGGACGCUGGAUAAACGAUCUCUCAAGCUUGUACUGACUAAUCCAGGUGGGAAUGUUAUGGAAAAGCUGCAUGAAUCUGAUGCUCUUGAGUCCUUUGGAUUAAAUGGAAUAUAUCUAACAGUUUCUGAAGCUGUGGCUGAUAUCUCAUCUUUUUGGAAGAAAGAACCUGAAUUGCCUAUAUAAGAAAAAUUGAAGUGGCAUGUGAUGAUGCUACUCCAACUCAAGUUGGAAAGUUUACAAUAUCAGAUCGUUAGUCUAAGUUUUUCUUAUUAGAGUUCAGUUAAAAUUUCAAUGAGUGUACGAAUUUCAGUUCACUAUAGUCCUUGUGUAUUACCCUACAUAACUAUGUCCUCAGUCUUUACUUAACUCCGUCCAAGGAACAAUCAAAAGUCCUACGUAUUUCUUGACUCAAUCGGUGAUUCUCAAAAGACGUUGGAAAAUAGUUCGUCAGAGUCAAAGUAUCCCAUGUUUCAUCAUGGUCAAGAGUUUAUUUUUUUUUCAGUUUUCAUGCUGAUCUCAAAGCGUGGUACUGUGGUAGCAACUGAAAAGCCUAAUCAUCUUUCAACUUUUAUGAGAUAAGUGUAAUGGCUCUAAAAAAAUUUGCUUGUACUUAAAGUAGAUUAAAUUUACCAGUGGGCAGACCCUAAUCUUUCCUGGUGUGCAAA
Molecule: messenger RNA, 2699 nt
Organism: Capsicum annuum
Lineage: Eukaryota; Viridiplantae; Streptophyta; Magnoliopsida; Solanales; Solanaceae
Product: probable sulfate transporter 3.4
Exons: 12
Coding region: 199-2217 (672 amino acids)
Biological process (GO): transmembrane transport
Cellular component (GO): membrane
Molecular function (GO): secondary active sulfate transmembrane transporter activity
Source: RefSeq, a predicted model, not a curated record